AUGUCUCAGAGUUCUCCCUCAAAGAAAUCUUCUCCUUCCUCUGAAACAGCAUCAGGUUCUAGGGCACCCAAUGUUGUGAGUGAUCAAGAUGUUAUGUUGGAUGUUGUGCCAUUGAACUCUGUUCCUGCUACCGAUCCUGUUCGUAGUCUACCAAGAAAGAUGCAUGCAAGAAAAUCAACUGGUGGAUCUGUUCCUGAAACCUUCUCUGUUCAAGGUAGAGAGGGUUCUGCUUAUGUUCACAAUGCGAUCGCAGGUAUUGUCACAAGAAUCUUGAAUGAAGGGCACAAGGUUGAUGGAAUAUCUGUUCCUCUAGCCCAGAUUCCUACCUCUGAGAACAGCAAAGAUGAUCAAGAUGGUCAAGAUGAUGCUAGCAAAGAUCAGGGUGAUGUUGAGACAUCUGCUGAUAACAAUGAUGAGAAGACCCCAGGUGCCAAAGAUGUUGAGACAUCUGAAGCUACCAAUGUUGAAACAUCUGGUACUAAAGAUGCUGAGAUUCUUGAACCUGAGAAAGCUGAAGAGGUUCCUGUUGCUCCUUCUAAAGAAACCCUUAAUGAAGGCCCUAUUGUGCAUGAUGUGGUGAAUCUGGAUGAUCUCGAUGAUUCUAUUGACAUUGCUGAUGAUGAGCUCAUCUCUAGCAUCUCUCAUAGAGUCAAGACUCGUAAGGGCAAACAGGCUUGUGAUCAAGAUUUCUCCGAACCUCAGGUUACUCCUCAAAAGAAGGUCACUAUAAAGAAGGUCAAGAAGGUCCUUGCUGAACCUUCAACCACUGGGAGCAAGGUUGCUGUGAAGAAGAGGAAGGAAAGAAGUGUUUCUGUCCCUGAAGACGAUGUCUUAAGUGAUGUCCCUGACAUCCCAUCAAAGAAGAAGAUUGCUGUCACAAAAUCCUCCACAAAGGUUCGUGAUGUUCCUUUGGACAACAUUUACUUGCACUAUGCUUCAAAUGCUAUCCAGUGGAAGUCUGUUUAUCAAAGAAGGCUGGCUCUAGAAAGAGAAUUAGCUAAUGAUGCUCUGGAAUGUCAAGAGGUCAUGAAGCUCAUCAAGUCUGCAGUGACUGAUAAUGAGGUGUGCAAGGUAAUCACUGGUGGUAAGGUUAAGAAGUGGCCCAUAAAGAGCAAACUGUCUGCUAGUUCUCUUAAUGUCAGGUAUGCAUUGCUGCACAAAAUUGGUGCUGCUAACUGGGUGCCUACCAAUCACACUUCUACCAUUGCUGUUGGCCUAGGAAGAUUCAUAUAUGCUGUGGGAACCAAGACAAAAUUUGACUAUGGGACUUACAUAUUUGAUCAAACUAUGAGGCAUGUUGGAACCUCUACUACCAAGCUUCCCAUUGCUUUCCCAUCUCUGAUAUGUGGGAUAAUCCUCAAGCAACACCCUGGAAUUCUGAAAAGUAAAGAUUCUGUAUGUAAGAGGGAGAGUGCUUUGUCUUUUCACUACAAGCUGCUGCAGAGGUCUGAUGACAUGACAUCUGCUGGGACAUCACAACCCAGCAAGUCUGUGAACAAAGCCCUUCUUAUUGCUGAGCUGAAAGAGACUUGUCAAGAGUUGGACAACAGGAAGCUGAAACUUGAAAAGCUCAUCCAAAGUCUUGAGCAGUCUACAGAUGAUGACCUUGAUGGUGAGAGGGAUGGUGACAAUAUGGAUGAAGACAAAGGUGUUGAGGAAGAGGCUGAGGAUGCUGAGGCUGAGGGUGCUGAAAGUGGGAGUAGUGAUGCUGCUGAAGAGACUAGUAGCUCAAGUGAUGACAAUCCUGGUGGCUCUAGUGAUGAAGACAGUGAUGGGUCUGAUGAUUAG
Molecule: messenger RNA, 1788 nt
Organism: Vicia villosa (hairy vetch)
Lineage: Eukaryota; Viridiplantae; Streptophyta; Magnoliopsida; Fabales; Fabaceae
Exons: 2
Coding region: 1-1788 (595 amino acids)
Source: RefSeq, a predicted model, not a curated record